CAGUGCAAACGGUUUGUCAGCUGUUUGGCUCAAUAUGGAAUAAUAGCAUAGUCGCCAGUCCCGUCAGUUCAGUGGAAUAGUGACCGUACCCACUCGACUCUCUCUCUCCCCCCCUAACAACCAAAUAAACCAUCGAAAAUCAUUCACAAUAUUAUUUUUUAUUUUCCCGUGUGUUAGCAGUGCAACGCCAUUACAUCACUCAAAUACCCGUGAUAAACAAUUAUUAAAAAUACUGUUAUUGGGUGAAAAUAUAUGCAAAAUCUAGCGCGCAACGUGGAUGUAUUGACGCAAGGACUUAAAUACAGUAUAUCUGGACUCAUGAACCUCGCAAAUCGAACAACUGAACCUCAGAGUGGUGCUUAUUUUGUUAAUUUCAAUCAGGACUGCACGUCAUUGGCUGUUGGAUCAAAGUCCGGUUACAAAUUAUUUUCACUCAACUCGGUUGAUUAUUUGGAGAAAAUAUUUGAAAAUGAUUCCGAAGACAUUUGCAUUGUCGAGAGGCUGUUCAGCAGCAGCCUCAUGGCGGUUGUUAACUACUCAUCCCCAAGAAAGCUCAAAGUUUGUCAUUUUAGGAAGGGAACGGAGAUUUGCAACUACAGUUACUCAAACACAAUUCUGGCUGUGAAACUUAAUAGAGCGAGACUGGUAGUAUGUCUCGAGGAAUCCCUGUAUAUCCACAAUAUACGGGACAUGAAGGUGUUACACACGAUUCGGGAUACGCCGCCUAACGUUGCAGGCCUCUGCAUAUUGUCGAUAAACAGUGACAACUGUUAUCUCGCCUAUCCUGGAUCCAACACCAUUGGCGAAGUCCAGAUAUUCGAUGCCAUCAAUUUGCAAGCAAAAACAAUGAUCCCAGCUCACGACAGUCCCCUGGCAGCGCUUGCAUUCAGUCCAAAUGGUACCAAAGUUGCAACGGCAUCAGAAAAAGGCACUGUGAUUAGAGUCUUUCAGGUUCACGAUGGAACUAAAUUAUUUGAAUUUCGUCGAGGCGUCAAGCGAUGCGUGUCAAUCAGUAGUUUGGCAUUCAGCAUGGACUCGAUGUUCUUGUGUUGCUCCAGUAAUACAGAAACGGUACACAUAUUUAAACUGGAGGAGCCGAAGGAACCGCCCAAACAGGCGCCUGAGGAGACCCAGAGCUGGAUGGGUUACCUGACAAAGGCAGUGUCAGCCUCAGCAAAUUAUUUACCUUCACAAGUUACUGAUGUAUUCAAUCAAGGCCGUGCAUUCGCCAGUGUGCACCUGCCAUUUCAAGGAUUGAAAAACGUCUGUGCCAUCACUAUAAUACAAAAAGUCCUGAGGCUACUCGUGGCAAAUGCAGAUGGGUACCUCUACGUCUACAAUUUGGAUCCCAAUGAGGGUGGCGACUGCACACUUCUGAAGCAGCACAGAUUAGAUGGAAAACAGGACGAAGUAGACUGCGCCAGUGUGUCAACCGCAGGUGAGACCACAGCCAACGUGACACCUGCAGCCCCCAUAGUACAAAAUCCAGCCUGCAUAAAUAGCUACGCGGGUGCGUUGCGCGGCCGCUCACCAGACUCCAUGUCAGGUACUGAGUCGGAAAAAUACCACGAGAUGAUAGCAGCUACGGAGAGUCCACCGAAGGGAGGCGGGACCUUCCGAUUGGACGAUGACACUGAAUUUCCACCAGUGACACAGAGGACGGAUUGAAGAAAUUAAAGCUUCGAUAAUAUUUCGAAACAUAUCAAAGGCAAAACGAAAAAAAAUGAGGGAAUUAUUGCAAGAGUUCAAUCAAACAGAUUGAUCCGACGGAAAUGCACGCGAAAAGUGAAACGAAAAGAGGAAAAAAAUUAUGAAAAAAUAAUUGAAUGAAAGAGUGAACAGAACGAUUAAUAUGAACGUACGUUUAAUCUUAUUCGGAGUAGGUAUUUCCCUUUCAACUGGUUAUUUUGACGUUUUUUUCUUAUAAUCAACGUCGCGCCUAAUGAGGGACACUCUCCAUGCUGAAUAAAAGGCAAAAAAAUGUAUAAAAAUGCAAAAUGACAAAAAAAUUGAUAAGAGAAUUAACUCAGACGUUUGUUGUCUAUUUAAUUUAAAAAUACUUAGAUGAAUUAUCAUUAAAGAAUCCGUGGAGUCACGAUCGGUGCCAAUUUGUUCGCAGAUCCACGAGGAUUUGAUGAUAACUAGCAACAACGACGCACUUUUUCUUUCUAGUAUCAUUUCAAGAAUUAUCACUUUGAUGAAUAAAUCGAGUUUAAUGAUCUUUCAUUUGUACAAUGAAUUCCCUUUUUUAUGAAUGAAUGUGCAUGUCUCAUAGACGUGCACUCAAGGCAGGAUUUAUAAUUCAAGAGAAUAAAUUUUUGAAAUGAAAUUCUGUCAUUUUAUGGUGAUAAAAAUAGGUGAAAAGUGUGAUGGUUAUGAACGAGGUGGUUUAAUAGCCCUGGCCACAGUCAAUAGAUCCACGAUACGUGUCCUUUCAACAGUUUUAUACUAACGCGUCUUUGUUUAGUGAAUGAAAAAAAUGAAUAAAAAAAAUAAAACGACAUAGUUUUACUUUUAUAAAAAUGAGAAAAUAAAAAGAGACAAAAAGGACAAAAAAAUUAUGUGGAUAAGUAAAUAAUUAAUAAUUAAUGCGUAAAUAAUCCAAUGUAAAUACUAUUACGAAUGCUUGUGCAUUGUCGUUAAUUGCAUAUAUUAUAGACAAAUCCAAUGAAUAUACGUGAAUAUACGUGAUUAUGUGGUUGUUUU
Diachasma alloeum is the source of this 2706-nucleotide messenger RNA. RefSeq names its product WD repeat domain phosphoinositide-interacting protein 2 (gene Atg18a). Gene Ontology annotation, molecular function: protein binding; phosphatidylinositol-3,5-bisphosphate binding; phosphatidylinositol-3-phosphate binding. The coding region runs from base 253 to 1668 and encodes 471 amino acids. Lineage: Eukaryota; Metazoa; Arthropoda; Insecta; Hymenoptera; Braconidae. The transcript has 11 exons. The record is from RefSeq and is a predicted model, not a curated record. Gene Ontology annotation, cellular component: extrinsic component of membrane; cytosol; phagophore assembly site membrane. Gene Ontology annotation, biological process: autophagy of mitochondrion; protein localization to phagophore assembly site; protein lipidation.